Molecule: messenger RNA, 1934 nt
Organism: Neolamprologus brichardi
Lineage: Eukaryota; Metazoa; Chordata; Actinopteri; Cichliformes; Cichlidae
Source: RefSeq, a predicted model, not a curated record
GGCGACACGGUAGACCUGUCCGACACCGAUGAAGAAGGAGAGGAAAACAACAUGAUAGUGACCGAACCUGGAAACAUACAGCUGUCCAUCUCAUGGCAGUCAGGCCUCGCUUCAAGAUCAGGAACAACUCAGGAUCUUGACUCUGAGAUGCAGGUGGAUCAAGUCCCCGACGGAACAGACAGAGUUGCUUUAUUGGUGGCGCUGUCCAAUGGAAACGUUAUAGCACCAACAGACCACAACCGUGGAUCUACAACUAUGGAGGUGGAAAGUUCUCGUCCGGCUGCGGUUCCUCCACCAGACUACUGCCCUGUUACAGUGAGCAGCAUCCAACAUGGCUGGGCAUUAAGUGACCACAGACUGUAUUGUCAGCCUGGCACCUGGGAGAAAGACCAGAUGGAUGAAACGAUGCACGAGAAUCGGUCAGACAACACAGAUGGAACGAUGCAGCGUCAAGAGAGUCUGGAGCAGCUUACUGAUACCAUCCAUGGUAAGAUGUGGUUUAGGGUUCACGGUGCGAACCCAUGCCUGAGCAUGAAUAUAUUCAUCACCCUCUCCAGAUGGACUAAGAAAGUCGACUUGUUCUCCAAGUGGCUGUUGCUAAUUCCCAUCCAUUUAGAAAUCCACUGGUCCCUCGUCACGGUCACCAUGGCGACCAAAACCAUCAGCUACUAUGACAGCCAAGGCAUCGUGUUCAGACACACCACAGAUAACAUUAUGAAGUACCUUCAGUCUGAAGCAAGAGAGAAGAAACAGACAGCUUUCCAGAAAGGCUGGAAGAUUACUAUAAUCAAGGGUAUUCCUCAGCAGAAAAACGACAGCGACUGUGGGGUAUUCGUCCUUGAGUACUGCCGUCGCCUCUCCGUGAAGCAGCCGCUGCUCUUCAGUCAGGACGACAUGCCUCGCAUUCGCAAGAGAAUCUACAAGGAGCUGUGCGACCGUCGUCUCAACGACUGAACGACCGAUUAUCGGCCGCCUUCGCUCACUGACUCGCUCGCCUGGUUACACGCGAUGGUCUGUCCGAGUGUGUCAGAUGGCCUUUUUCACUGACGGCCAGUUACAUAAGCUAACACAACCUGGCCAUCUGUUUUCCAGGGAGCCCUAACUGCCCAUCUGCCUGCCCGACUGAAAGCUGAGCGGCUGCCUUUUGGGACUUUCGGUCACUUUUGGAGUUCAAUUACAGUCUUGUAGCUCAGAUUUGUUUUUUAGAUUCGCUAAUUUUCAAGAACUACUGAUGUGGCGCCCUACUGACCUGUACACUUAGGGUUGUUUCAGCUUUCUACAGCUACCACCUUCAGAGGAUUUUGUUUCCGAGACCCCUCCCUUUAAAGAAGCAACUGAACACUUAAUGUUGACUGAAGAAACAAGUGUUACAUCAGCCUGGACCAAUAGGAAGGACCUUUAAUCCUACAUGGAGUGGCCUUAAUGCUAGAUGGCCAUUUUAAACUGAAUGACAGUUUUAACCAUUUGUUUUACGCUGGACCCCCCAGCAGCGUCACACUCGCAGUCACGUGCAUGUUCUACAACAUGUUAAUAAAGCUAACGUAUGAGUGACAGUGGACCAGACGUUCACUUAAAACUUGAAGGUUGGAGCUGGUUUCGUUCUCUUGGACUAGACGAGAUAUUUGCACGGUUAGAGGCCAACGAAGUCUAGAAUUUCAACUGAAUGUACCAUCCAUGUUUUCUUCUUUGCACCACAUGGGUUAAUGGCUUGAAACAGGGAGAGUUUAGUUUUUAGUUGUUUUUUUCGAGUAAAGUUUCAGGUUUUUGAGACUUUAUCCCAGCUGAUACCUUAAUGAAAUUCCAGGUUUUGAAUCAUGUUAUCUUUUUAGUUUGACCCCUGUUUUUUCUAUGACCUUAGGGUAAGUUAGUUUCAAACUGGACUUUUCCAGACGUUUUUGCAAAAAUAAAUCGUGUCUUCAAACUAUAUCGUUUUC